Ictalurus punctatus (channel catfish) is the source of this 658-nucleotide messenger RNA. RefSeq names its product beta-microseminoprotein. The transcript has 4 exons. NCBI's taxonomy places the organism in Eukaryota, Metazoa, Chordata, Actinopteri, Siluriformes, Ictaluridae. The coding region runs from base 138 to 464 and encodes 108 amino acids. The record is from RefSeq and is a predicted model, not a curated record.
AAAGUAUACUUUGGCACACAUUAUAUUGAUGUUUUCAUGGUCAGUGCUCCAGCCCUCUUUCUGAUACAUUUAUAAUGACGUAGGUGUUGCUGGUUAUAGAUUUUGAAACAUUUGAACAUCUGUACUUGUUUGGAACAAUGUCCAUGCUGAAGAGAUCAGCGUUUGUGGGUUUUGUACUGUUUGCACUUGUUCCUUUGAUCCAUGCUGCCUGCUGGUCAGAGAGAUUGAGAUUAGGUGUGAAUCACUGUAUUGAUAAAACGGAUAAAACAUGGCACCUGGUCGGAUCCAAUUGGAGGAACAGCAUGUGCGAAAAGUGCACAUGCAGCACCUUCUCCUUGGACUGCUGUGACGGGUUCCCAACGCAUGUGACUAAAGGAUGCAUCAUAGCAUAUAAUUUCCAAAAAUGUACAUAUACAUUAACCAGUAUAGACCCAAGUGUUACAUGUUACGUUAUUGGAAAAUAAUGAUCAAGAAUUAAAGCACAUCACGACAUAUACAGCCUGUGCAGUGCUGCUUAAUCAGGCUAAACUGAACCAACAAAAAGCAUUACUGAGUUAAACAAAAAUCAGUUACUGAAUCUUUCGUGCUGUUGUAAAAUGGUUUGGUGAGACAGGAGAUGAAUUGUGGGGGGAAAUAAGAAUAAAAAUAUUGACAUCCA